AUGGCAGACCCCAUACCUGUGCACUUCUUCGACAUUGAGUCGACGCUUCCGCGGGACUUGAAACCAUGGUCCCCGAACACAAUCAAGACGCGCAUGGUCCUGAACUACAAGCGCAUUCCUUAUACCCAGUCCUACAUCUCCUACCCUGACAUCGCCCCUUUGCUCUCGAACUUGAAUGUCCCACCUCAUGAGGAGGGAGUGGCAUACACCCUUCCAACCAUCUGUCACCCGCCGACUGUGAUCUCCAAUCCUAAUGGCGCUUUGAUGGACUCGUUUGCCAUCGCAACGCAUCUGGACCAGGCCUUUCCAUCCCCACCACUAUUCCCAUCUCGAGAUGCCAGUUACGCCCUGGCGCUCGCGGUGAACAAGCUCAUCACCAAUGUAGUUUCGAAGUGCUCCGCCCUCAUCAUGCCCCGCGUGGCCGAUUUUCUGGACCCCAGAGGCCGGGAAUAUUUUAUUAAGACCCGGUCGGCAAGGUUUGGGAAACCUCUUUCAGAGGUCCUUCCCAAGGAAACGGACCAAAUACAGAUGAUUAUCGAUGCUGCGAAAGCAGAAAUGGCACCACUGGCACAGAUGCUGCGAGGUAGGCUGGGGAAGAAUGGACCUUUCCUUGAGGGUGAAACCCCCGGGUAUGCGGAUUUUCUGAUUGUCGCCCUCUUGGUUUGGUGCGAAAGAGGAGAUAAGAUGCUCUGGAAGGCCCUACUCAAUGUUGGGGAGGGAGAAGUUAAGGCGCUCUGGGACGUGUGUUUGCCAUGGGUGAACGGCCAGGGCGAAGACAAGGACUGGGAGAUUCUUCGUUGA
Aspergillus tanneri is the source of this 801-nucleotide messenger RNA. RefSeq lists its product as uncharacterized. NCBI's taxonomy places the organism in Eukaryota, Fungi, Ascomycota, Eurotiomycetes, Eurotiales, Aspergillaceae. The record is from RefSeq and is a predicted model, not a curated record. Bases 1 to 801 code for a protein of 266 amino acids. The transcript has 2 exons.